AUGGCUUCUGUGACUUCCUUAGACAAGGAUCUACGCAAUUUGCGACUAUCCCGCUAUACCCCGCAGGCAGCCGCGGAGGUACGGGACUGGAUCGAGGAGGCACUACGGGAGAAACUGCCAUCCAGCGACCUGCUGGAAGGGUUGAAGGAUGGCGUGGCCCUUUGCAAGCUAGUCAAUCUGGCUGUGUCACCAGGCGUGAAGUAUAAGCAGUCAGGAAUGCCAUUCGUACAGAUGGAGAACAUCUCACAUUUCCUGCGCGCAUGCCAAAUGGCCCCUUUGAACCUCCCUCCCCAUGACGUCUUCCUCACAGUCGAUCUCUACGAAUCCAAGGAUCCCGCUCAAGUCCUUCAGUGUUUAGCGGCAUUUAGCCGCCGAGCGAAUGCCCUCGCGCCUAGCAAGUUUCCCCGGACAGUCGGUCCCCAAAGCAAGCGUGGCGUGAUCAGUCCGAAUGCUACCGGCUCGUCAGGCACUGGCUCGUAUACCCGAAAUGGCCGGGCUUCGAGUAAUGCUAGCGAUUCAUAUAGCUCCUGGAGUAAGAAAGGCGACGAGGGGGCGACUUCGCCGGCUUGGAACAUUCAUCAAUACGGCUACAUGGGUGGCGCCAGCCAGGGCAAUCAAGGUAUUGCGUUCGGUGCUCGGCGACAGAUCACCACACCCAGACCAGCUGUGCCGAGCCUAGCGGAGAAGGAGAAGCGCAGACGGGAGGAGGAAGAGAGAAUUCGCCAGGAAAAUGCGGACAGAGAGGAAGCCGAACGGAUUCACUACCAACAGCAGGAGGAAGAAGAGGCCCGAGCCAAGGCCGAGGAACAACAACGAUGGGAAGAAGAGACAGCUCGUUUGAGGGAAAAGGAACGCCAGCAGAUGGAAAUGGAGAAACAGCGUUGGGAUGAGGAAAAGCGCCAGUGGGAGGAAGAGGAGCAACGCCGUGUUGCAGAAGAACAGGCAACCGAGGAGCGUCUCGAGCAAGAGCGACAGCGCCGCCGGGGCGCCAACGAUGCUCGUCUCAAUGGCCAGUUCCUCAGUCAAUAUCAGGCUGUUCAACCUCGCAGCGUCAGUGGCGGCAGCGCAGCUGGGGUGCCCGAUGAGACCCCCGAAAGCCGCCGUAUCAAAGAGCUUGAGCGCGAAUUAGCACUCGCCAAAGAGCGCGAGCAGCAAUACCAGAGCGAGAGGCAAAGCGUUCAGCCUCAAAGCGGUAAUGAGCCUCGGCCUCCCAGCCAGAGCCGCCAACGCCCGGCUCCCGUGCCUCCUAAGCCAAGCUAUGAUCUCUCUUCGCUGGAACAGGAACGGCGCAUGCUUCGUGGAGAAUGGCAGAAGCACCAGGAAAUGCCAGCAGCUUCUGAAGAAUUCGAGACAGCAGAGGAUGAACAGGCGCCCCCUCCACCACCUCGUCCACUUCCCGAGCCUGUUGCAUCGCCCAAGCCAGCACUUCCUGCCCGCGACCUUCCUGCAGCUCCACGCCCUUUGCCAGAUCCGGCAGCAUAUUCGGCCAAUCGUGGUCGUGAGAAUCGAGUCGACCGUUUCCUUUCGUCGAACCCGGCACCACAAGCUCCCGCCCCAUCCACUCACCGGCCACGGGACUACAGCACCACUUCUGAAGUUGACGCAGAAAACCAACGUCGCAUUGAGUCUCAAGAGAAGACUCGUGCUGGUGGAUGGGCCUCCAAGUCACUUCUGGAGCGUGAGAUGGAGCGCGAACGUGAGCGCCAGCGCGAGUGGGAAGAGAACCAGAAGCAGACUGAAGCUGCCGCGCGUGAUCCUCACAUGGGCUCUGGCCCCGGCCAAAGCUGGGAUGUCCACCAAUAUGGCUACAUGGGCGGUGAUAACCAGAAUCGUGGCGGCACGGGCUUAGGGAUUGGAGGUGCCAGGCGACAAAUUAUUGGACCUCGACCUCCCCCAUAA
Molecule: messenger RNA, 1899 nt
Organism: Penicillium brasilianum
Lineage: Eukaryota; Fungi; Ascomycota; Eurotiomycetes; Eurotiales; Aspergillaceae
Source: the annotation of a GenBank genome assembly